Messenger RNA from Symbiodinium sp. CCMP2456, 2592 nucleotides. The record is from the annotation of a GenBank genome assembly. NCBI's taxonomy places the organism in Eukaryota, Dinophyceae, Suessiales, Symbiodiniaceae.
AUGAACGUGCAAGCGGCAUCGGACGCCUUGUGGGGUCAGCGAUCCCUAUCGGAGAGAUUCGGGAAUAUAAAAGGUCGCGAACUACAAGACAAAAUAUGGAAGAUGUAUCAGGUGCAGCAGUGCCAAGACGGCGGUUUGGUGAAGCUGGACUUCUAUCAAAGUGAUGGCUCGCGCAACAUCGUGAGACAUUCACUAAAUCAACGGAAGCAACUUUCGGUGAGAGCAUCCUACAAACGAUCGAUAUUGGCAUACGGCAUUCUUGAGGGGUGCAGAGGCGAGUGCUGGGUCAUCGAACCCAGUGCUCCUGGCAUGCCGAGUGAGGCAUUCUAUGAUUGCGACGAAGAGUACGGCGAUCACCCGCAGGCAUGGCGUGCUUUCGCCGACAGAAGCAGCAUUACCAGUCGCAACAGCAACUAUCAUGAGCAGUUCAACUCGUGGCUGAAUGCCUCGGAGUACAAGGAGAGGUACAGCACCGCAAGCUUCAAAACCUCGAGGGCUUUGAGGAACAAAUUGGCAAGCUUCUCCAUUCUGAGCGAGUUCGAAUCAUUCAUGGGGGAGUUUGCAGACUUUAUGAAUACAGAUAUGCCAAAGGUCCCAUUGUUGCCGGUUGACUCCUCCACCGGAGGGAGACGACCGCCGUUCCUCUUCGGCAAGACGCCAGAAUCCGCCGUGUACGUCCAUGCGCAUCAGAGGUUGAGCUGCCCGAUACAAGGAGCCAUUUUCAUUCGUAAAGUCACCCAGAAAGCCAGUGCGGCGGCUGGUGCAAGCACGGGUACGAGUGACAAGAAGAAGCGAGCGCAUGUGCCAGACCUCUCGACUGACGCAGCUCCAAAAAAGGCGGCCCGAAAGGCCAAGGCCAAAUCGAAAGCCAAAGCGAAAGCGCAGGCAUUGCAGUUCGAUGCAGAGACCACACAGGACCUGCAAGGUUGCAUCGACUUCAACGUGGCAGAAGUAGGCUGUAGUGAGCAGGACCAGGCGCAGAGCGCUAAGGGCGGUGCUAAGGAGACGGAUGCAGAGGGACACGGGCAGGGCUCUCGACAAAGGCUGUGGUUGGACGACUUGCUGAGUGCUGUCGAAAGGUGCCUGACAGGCCCCUAUGCCUUGUUCAAGAAUUCGCCAGCCACAAAGACAAUGCGAGCGGUAGUCCUUUCCCUCGGGUUGGAGUUCGCUUGCUCCGGCACGGUGGUGCUCCGCAAAAAGCCGCUCAAGGUCCGUCCGGCUUUGCAGAACAUGUUCGUGGCUGCCCUCACGGAAAGCCAGCAGCAGCAGACCUUGUCUAGUGGACUCGACAUGCAGCAGGUUUUGCAGAAAAUGAUGUCAGAGGUGAGCUCGGGAUCAGCUGGACGGUUGACUGGCGCGCCGUCCCAGGUCGUUCAGCCAGACUCAGUCAAGCAAAUUCUGCAUGACAAGCGCAGCUGUCAGCUGUGCAAGGAUUUCCUUGUGACCAACAGCUCGCCGGAGGUCUCGAAGCACCCCGCUUUCGCUGCGUGCUUGAGUAAGGUUCGAGCUGGCUUCUGCACUUGCCCACGGACAAAGGACGAUUGGAACCCCAACUUGAAGUGUGACUUUCACGAUUCUCUGCACACGGUGCAGGAUAUGGUUUGGCAUUUUACCAAAUUGAUGGAGACUGAGGCGGUCAUUGAUGAUUCCGUGCCAUCGCUUGGGGCGGCUGCGAUGGUCGUGGCAUCCAAGCUGGCACAGGAAGAGAUCCUGGCAGAGAUUGGAAAAGAUGCCAGCUUUUUGGUGUCGAAGAAGGAGGCUUCCAACCACGGGGAGGUUGUGACCUUGAAUGACAGCAUCAUUGCCACCCUCAUUACUUCUCGAGCGAAGUAUAUGUUGACGUGCAUGAAGGUCAUGAUGGUCAUUCCAGACACUCGAACAGAUGCCAGGGACAAGGGGUCGGGAUCAAAAGAGCCGGUUUUGGUUGAAUUCGAGGAUUUGGGUCCCAACUCCGUGCGGGCUCUCUACGACAUCAUUUUGCAUUUGUGCAAGGACGGGCAAGAAUAUAUAAUGGAGUUGGAGACACGAUUCCUGAUGCAAAACCAGAAUAUGGACGGUGUCAACACGUGGGCUGCGAUGUGGAUCCAAGUGUUCGAACGGGCCUUGACAACGCGGCGCAAAAUGCUGCGGACCACGGAGCAAAAGGAUCGUGACAAUGAGAAGGAAGGUGCACCGUGUCCAGAGCACGUGUUAGCAAGCAAGCUGCUGCCUCCACCUUCAUCGGUCAUCACCAAGUCGUUUUGGAAGAAUGCCAAGAGCCUCUUGAUGGAAGGCGGCAGUGUAGAAGCAGAAAUCAAGGAAGAGGUUUCUGCGGGAUCGAUCCCGCAAGGGACACACCAAGCCGAAGCAGUAGACUCAAGUGCUUCGGCGACUACGAUUCAACCGCAGCUUCCGUUUUUCCAAACCAUCUACACGGCUUGCUCGGCUGCAGACUUCGGGACUAAGAAGACCGGGGACAAUGGCUUCCAUGUUUUGGAUGUGCUUGCGAUCCAGGCUCAGCUCCAACUGCACAUUAUCUCUUUGGCUGCGUAUCUCGUUGAACUUUCCAGGUUUAGUUGUUUGCGCGAGUCUACGAAUUCACUGCAGCUGUAG